AUGAGGAACCCAUUUCGUCCACCACCGGCUGCCCCAGCGUUCGGUCGUGGCAAGGUCAUCCCGGAGACGAGCGCUUGGCCGCUUUCGAGAUUGUUGUUCUCUUGGCUAGACCCUUUCCUAGCCGUGGGGUUCUCGAGACCGCUCGAGAAAGACGACUUUUGGACCUUGCCCGAUCAACGUCUCACUGGACACCUAACCGACCUUAUCGAGCGAGCAUUCUACCGUCGAUGUCGUCCCGAGGAACGUCCAUCAUUUACUCCGAUGAAGGCCGAUGCCGCGACGAGAUCUCCGGAGCCAUCCUCAAACGUCAAUACUGAUGGGUCCGAAGACACGACAGAGGGCAAGAACAGGCCCCAGCUCACAUCUGAGCAGCCGACUGUAGCUACUCAACACAGCUCGAACCUGAUGAAGGCUCUGCACAGUGUGUUCUGGAAGCAGUGGUGGACUGCUGGCAUCUUCCUGCUGAUCUCCGACACAUUGAACACAACGACACCGCUGGUCAAUCAAAUACUCUUGACAUGGCUUACCAACUCAUUUGUGUACUUCCGCGCAACUGACGAAGAGCGCGCGGCCUUCGGGUUGGAAACACCCCAAGGCAUUGGAUACGGGAUCGGGCUCGCUUUCGCUAUCUUCGUCAUGCAAGGCGCGUUGCCUACAUUUUCAAACCAUUACCAGAUGCUCGCCAUGACGAACGGCAUCUGUCUUCGUACUAGUGUCAUCGGCGCAGUCUUCCGCAAGUCGCUACGUCUCAGCGGCAGGGCUCGUCUCAAGCACAACGUGGGCCAAAUCACAACGAUGAUCUCCACGGAUGCCACCCGGCUCGACCACAACAGCCAGACACUUCACAACGUGUGGGUUGCCCCCAUUCAGAUCGCCAUCGGCAUCGGUCUGCUCAUCCGUAACAUUGGUGUUGCGGGUGUUGUCGGUGUUGGCGUGCUCCUCCUCGGUUUCCCGGUUCAAGUCAUCUUGGCUGCCAUAAUGUUUUCUCAACGCAAGAAGGGUGUCGCCAUCACUGAUCAGCGCGUCCGCGCGACGACCGAGGUGUUCUCCGGUAUCCGCCUCAUCAAGUACUUUGCCUGGGAGUCCUUCUAUGCCCGCCAAGUUGGCGAUCUUCGUGCUCAAGAGAUUCGAACAGUGCGUGCCCUAGAGAUCUCUCGUUCGGGCCUCAUCGGUACGGUCUCCGUCACGCCUACCAUUGCCACGAUUUUGUCGAUUAUCAUUCGCGCACCCCUCACACUCCUCCCUAUCGUUCUCGCCCAAGCCACCGAUGCUUCGGUGGCCCUCAAACGCAUCAGCGACUUCUUGUGCGCGGAAGAGCUCGAAAUCCCCUACCUGAUCGAUGAGGGCUCUGCCAACGCCAUCUCCGUCGACGGAGACUUCACGUGGGACCCUGCGCCUAAGGAAGAGACCAAGGACUCGGCCGUCCUCGCCUCCGAAGACAAAAGUAAGAGUAAGGACAAGGUCAAGGAUGAAAUCUUACCGACUACCGCCGAGAAGGAAACCCAAGUCAAGGAAGAGAAGGAGGAGAAGCCUUUCACACUUGAGGGCUUGAGGCUCAACAUUCCCAAGGGGCCGGAGGGUGCUUCACAGAGCUCUGUACUGCAAGCGAUGAUUGGGGAGAUGCGCAAGGUCCGUGGCGAAUGCGUCUUCUCGUCGGAGGCCGCAUAUGUUCCCCAAACGGCUUGGAUCAUGAACGCAACUCUCCGGCAAAACAUCGUGUUCGGGAAAGAGGAAAACGACGCACAAUUCCGCGACAUUGCUACCGAAAUCGGCGAGAAAGGCAUCAACCUCUCUGGCGGUCAAAAGGCCCGCGUUUCCCUCGCGCGCGCUGCUUAUUCUGGCGCCGAGAUCGUGCUUAUGGACGACUCGCUCUCCGCCGUCGACGCCUACACCCGUGUUCUCGUCACACACUCCUUGCACGUUCUCGACCGCACGGACUACAUUUACGUCAUGGACGAGGGCAAGAUCGUCGAGCAGGGCACGUACGCAGAGCUCAUGGCCAAUGGUCUCACGUUCUCGCGCCUCAUUGAGGAAUACGGGUCCGAAGAGCGCCAGGAGAAGGUUGUGGCAACUGAGGAGACCACGAGGGACGCUGCAGCCGACACUACAGACUCGAAUGCCCCCGCGAAGGCGACGGACGCGCUCAUGCAAGACGAGGAGCGGAUCAAGGCUCAGUACUUCCAGUACUGCGGCGGGGUCAUGAUCAUGCCCCUCAUCCUGCUGUGGAUCAUCCUUUUCCAAGCUGCCACGGUUGGGGACACGCUUUGGUUGAGCUUCUGGACGGGCCAAAAGGUCCCAGGUUUUUCGCAAGCCGAUUACAUCGGGGUGUACUCCUCGUUAGGCGUCGCAAGUGGGGUCUUCCAGUUCGCGCUCAGUAUGACCAUCAGUCUGGCGGGUUUGACUGGGGGUCUCAAGAUAUACAAGGCCGCAUUCAACGCAGUCGUUCGGUCCCCUGUUUCCUUCUUUGACACUACUCCGAUGGGUCGCAUCAUUGCCCGUUUCUCCAAGGAUCAAGACACUAUCGACCAGGAGCUGGCCAUUUACGGCGUCGUGCUACUUACUCUCAUCAGUACUGUCUUCGGAACUGCCGCACUGGUCUUCUACACCUUCCCGCUGCUCGGUCUCAUCUUCAUCCCGAUGAUUAUCUUCUACACCUUGGUGGCAAUGUACUACACUCGGAGCUCUGUCGAGACGAAGCGCAUUGACUCCAUCUUGCGUUCGGGUCUCUACGCUUCCUAUUCAGAGACCUUGACCGGGUUAAGCUCCGUUCGAGCUUACCGUGCUCAGGACCGUUUCGUCCGCAAGUCCGAUCAGGGCCUCGACGAGGAGAACCGCGCAUACUACAUGACGCUCGCCCUCCAGCGCUGGCUAGCGAUCCGACUCGAUAUUCUCGGCAACAUCCUCAUCCUCGGUAUCUGUCUCUUCGCGGCUGGCUUCCGGACAUCUGUCGAUCCUAGCAAGAUUGGUGUCGUGCUGACGUACUCUCUCAGCACGGCCAUUGUCUCCACCUACGCCCAGAACGAGCAGAACUUCAACGCCGUCGAGCGCGUGCUCUACUACAUCGACCUCCCUUCGGAAGGCGCACCAACGACUCCAGACGAUCCUCCGCCGUCAUGGCCCGAGCACGGUGCGGUCGAGUUCAAAGACGUCGAGAUGGCGUACCGCCCCGGGCUCCCCACCGUGCUCAAGGGCGUCUCCUUCCGCGCGGAGCCCGGCGAGAAGGUCGGCAUCGUCGGCCGCACGGGCGCGGGCAAGAGCUCGCUCAUGCAAGCGCUUUUCCGGAUUGUCGACGGCGUGGACGUCGCGACGGUCGGGCUAGACGUGCUCCGGGAACGGCUCGCGCUCGUGCCGCAGGACAGUCUGCUGUUCAAGGGAACGCUGCGGGAGAAUCUAGAUCCGAUGAAGACGAGGACAGAUGCGGAGCUGAUCGAGGCGCUGAGGCGCGCGUGGUUGCUGCCGAAGGAGGGCAAUCCGGUCGACUCCGCCACGGAUGCUAAGUUCAGUCUCGACGCGGCGGUCGGCGAUGAGGGAUCCAACUACAGUCAGGGCGAGAAGCAGUUGCUCGCACUAUGCAGGGCGCUUGUCAAGAACAGUCAGAUCAUCGUUCUGGAUGAAGCUACGAGCAACGUCGAUGUCGAAACGGACGCCAAAGUUCAGCGCACGAUCCAGAAGGAGUUCAAGUCCUCCACUCUUCUGUGCAUCGCUCAUCGGCUGAAUACCAUCGUGUACUAUGAUCGCAUUCUCGUCAUGGAUGGCGGCCGCGUUGCCGAGUUCGACACGCCCCUUGCUCUCUUCGACCGCGAGGACUCCAUCUUCCGCUCUUUGUGCAACGAGGCCAAUCUUUCACGCCAGGAUAUCAUCAAGAUCCGCGCGAGCCCUGGAUAUACCACUGCCGCACCUCCAGGGAUCGGAGCUUCCACAUCUACUGCUCUGGUGGAGAAGCCUGCGACAUACGUCGUUGAUGCUGUCUCGGAUGCCGCUGCAGCGUCUGGAGAAUAUACCUUGUGA
Molecule: messenger RNA, 4008 nt
Organism: Epithele typhae
Lineage: Eukaryota; Fungi; Basidiomycota; Agaricomycetes; Polyporales; Epitheliaceae
Product: multidrug resistance-associated ABC transporter
Exons: 31
Coding region: 1-4008 (1335 amino acids)
Biological process (GO): transmembrane transport
Cellular component (GO): membrane
Molecular function (GO): ATP binding; ABC-type transporter activity; ATP hydrolysis activity
Source: RefSeq, a predicted model, not a curated record